GGUUUUUGUGCAACUUUUUAUUUUUUUAAAACGCUUUCGGAGGGUGCACAGGAUCUGGGACCUGAGGCGCGUGCGGAUCUAGGGGGAAGAAAGGCGGUGUAGAACAGCGGCAGCAGUUAUGGAGUCUUUAGUGGGUCUGGUGGUGUGUUCACUGCUCCUGGCUGUGCAGGGCCUCUACUCACCCAGCGACGACGUGGUGGAGCUAAAUGCGUCUAACUUCAACCAUGAAGUCAUGCAGAGCGACAGCCUCUGGCUUAUCGAGUUCUACGCCCCCUGGUGUGGUCACUGCCAGAGGCUGACUCCCGAUUGGAAGAAGGCUGCCACUGCUUUGAAUGGCGUGGUGAAGGUGGGUGCAGUGGAUGCUGACCAGCAUAAGAGUCUCGCCGGCCAGUAUGGCAUCCGGGGGUUCCCCACCAUCAAGAUCUUCGGCGCCAACAAAAACAAGCCAGAGGAAUACCAAGGCGGUCGCACCAGCCAGGCCAUCGUGGAGGCGGCUUUGAGUGCCGUACGCUCUCUGGUCAAAGACCGCAUGGCGGGGAAGACGGGAGGCUCAGACCACGGGCGGCAGAGUGGCGGCGGUGGCAGCGGGAGUGGCAGCGGGAGCAAGAAGGACGUGAUGGAAUUGACGGACGACAACUUUGACCAGCUGGUGUUGGCCAGCGAGGAGGUGUGGAUGGUGGAGUUCUUUGCUCCCUGGUGUGGCCAUUGCAAGAAUCUGGAGCCCGAGUGGGCUGCCGCAGCCACGGACGUCAGAGAGCAGACCAAGGGCAAAGUUCGCCUGGGAGCUGUAGAUGCCACCGUUCACCAGGGACUGUCCAGUCGUUACGGGAUCCGCGGCUUCCCUACUAUCAAAAUCUUCCGCAAGGGCGAAGAGCCAGAAGACUACAAUGGCGGUCGGUCCCGAGCCGAAAUCGUGUCUCGGGCCGUGGACCUCUACUCUGAUAACGCACCCCCACCGGAGCUGCUGGAGAUCCUUAGUGAGGACACCCUUAAGAAGACCUGUGAGGACUAUCAGCUCUGCAUCAUCGCUGUGCUGCCUCACAUACUGGACACUGGUGCUGCUGGUAGGAACGGCUACCUGGAGGUGAUGAUGAAGAUGGCAGAGAAGUACAAGAAGAAGAUGUGGGGGUGGCUGUGGACAGAGGCUGGAGCACAGAUGGAGCUGGAGUCCGCUUUGGGCAUCGGCGGCUUCGGAUAUCCCGCCAUGGCGGCCAUCAACGCCCGCAAGAUGAAGUUCGCCCUGCUUAAGGGCUCCUUCAGCGAGACGGGCAUCCACGAGUUCCUCAGGGACCUGUCGAUGGGGCGGGGCUCUACAGCCACAGUUGGAGGUGGAGGACUUCCCAAAAUUCACACCGUCCAGCCCUGGGAUGGCAAGGAUGGGGAGCUGCCCACGGAGGAUGACAUCGACCUCAGCGACGUGGAGCUGGAUGACUUUGAGAAAGACGAGUUGUGAGUUCAGCACUGUGGCCGUGCGGCCUGUUCCUCCUCUCCCGUGGACGAGAAGAAACCAGGAUUUUUUUGUUUUUCUUAAAUACUGUACUUCGCAAACAAAAGUAUAAAUUAAAGCCCCCCCCCUUUUUUUUUCUUUGCGGCCCGCUGCCCUAAACGUGGCAUGUGGGGAGUAGCGGCAGCUCUGAGAUGCGAGGUUUUUGCCUGAGCUCCUCCAGCCCCCACAGUGGUUUCUGAUUAUGAACAGUGGGGGACAGACUCCCUAUUUUGAAUACCAGAUGGUUGGGUCAGCUUGCGAUGCCAUUGGUCAGCUGCUGCCCCUCCCCAGCCACGCCUGCCAAUCCAGUACAGAGGACAUUAUUCUGAAUGAUUGGCUGUGCUCAGCUGUUACUGACAGUCUGCUGUACUUGUGUUGAGUUAAUACCCAACUUGAGAAUGUCUUACGAUGUGUGAUUGUUAAGCGAAGAGGAAAUGAAUAGGCGACCUUGUAUAUUUUUCUUACAAUGCAAUUUUAUUUUAAAUGUUGGGUAAACCUUUUUUCCCCUGGAAAAAAACAAAAAAAUAAUAAAAAUGAACUUGUC
This is a messenger RNA of Paramormyrops kingsleyae, 2030 nucleotides long. It is a transcript of the gene pdia6, whose product is annotated as protein disulfide isomerase family A, member 6. The record is from RefSeq and is a predicted model, not a curated record. Gene Ontology annotation, biological process: response to endoplasmic reticulum stress. Gene Ontology annotation, cellular component: endoplasmic reticulum lumen. Gene Ontology annotation, molecular function: protein-disulfide reductase activity; protein disulfide isomerase activity. NCBI's taxonomy places the organism in Eukaryota, Metazoa, Chordata, Actinopteri, Osteoglossiformes, Mormyridae.